UUAAGAAAAUGCAAGCUUUUGGUCACUGCGGAGUGUGUGUGUCGAGAGGACUCUUUCAGAGGCGGACCGACUUCCUGCUCACGCUGACCAACAUGGGCGCCUUCCGUCAAGCUGCAGCGUGUUUACAUUUGUUGAGAGCCACAGCUGGUGGGAUCUUCAUCCACAGAAAACCAGUACAGGGGCUUCUACGCCUCCCAGAAGUGAUGCAGAAACAUGCUGUGUCCUUCAGCGUGGGCAGUGGACUCUGUACUGUUCCCUUCAUUCAGCAGGCAGAAAAUCUGUCACAUGAGUCUCUGAUUCGACGGGCAUCCAGCUUGGUCACAGACAGUGCUAAUACCUACCUUUCCCAAACCACCAUGGCUCUUGUAGAUGCCCUCACGCUAUAUACAAAGGCAUUGCACACCCUCAUCGCUCUUCAAAAGCGUUAUUUGGCCUCAAUUGGAAAACUCACUCCUGCUGAGGAAGACAGCAUUUGGCAAGUGAUCAUUGGCCAGCGAGUGGAGGUUGGAGACAGGCUAGACGAAUGUAAACGUUUUGAGUCAAACUGGGUGAAUGCUAUCAACAUCUGCGAGCUGUCAGCCGAGGCCGCCUACAAUUCAGGAGCGGAACAUGCAUCCAAUGCUUUAAAAAGCAGCAUGCAGGCAGCACAGUCUAAGGUAGAAGAGAUGAGGAAACUCCAAAUGGCUGCACAGAAGAGUCUGGCUGAAAUGAAAGCUGAAGAGAUCCAGAGAAUGGCUGAAUAUGCGUCAAGUAUCAACUUGCAGGAUUUGGAGGAUAUUCCUGAGGCCUACCUACGUGAAGACUGAGAAUUUUUCAGGAAGAACUGACUGUAAAUUAUUGUCCAGCAUAGGGUCCUGCCUGAGCCUUUCAGCUGUAAAAAUGUUGUAUGGAUGAGAAACAGUGAAUUAGAUUUUUCAAUAACAUUACUAUGUAAAAUUUAUAGAAUAUAAUUUCGAGGUAUUGAACUUAGACUUAUAUUGUUCUGCAAGACCCAUAACUUGCACUGCCCAUUAAUAAACACAUCUUCACAGCAUGUUUUCCUUUCAGUAUAUGAAAAAGAAAUGCAUGUCAUAUAAACUAAAAAUCACAAAUUCUGCACAUUUCUGCCAUGUAAACAAUACAUUUGUCCAGAUGAUGGGUGUACACACUAUUUUGAGAUCAUUGCAAAAAUGAAUGUACUACUGUUUAUUUUAAUGUAAAUAAAAUAUUAUUUUUCUAUGAA
Molecule: messenger RNA, 1222 nt
Organism: Hemibagrus wyckioides
Lineage: Eukaryota; Metazoa; Chordata; Actinopteri; Siluriformes; Bagridae
Gene: diabloa
Product: diablo, IAP-binding mitochondrial protein a
Exons: 6
Coding region: 9-806 (265 amino acids)
Biological process (GO): neuron apoptotic process; intrinsic apoptotic signaling pathway in response to oxidative stress
Cellular component (GO): mitochondrion
Source: RefSeq, a predicted model, not a curated record